Molecule: messenger RNA, 2172 nt
Organism: Lodderomyces oxycetoniae
Lineage: Eukaryota; Fungi; Ascomycota; Pichiomycetes; Serinales; Debaryomycetaceae
Product: RNA-binding RNA processing protein
Exons: 1
Coding region: 1-2172 (723 amino acids)
Biological process (GO): endonucleolytic cleavage in 5'-ETS of tricistronic rRNA transcript (SSU-rRNA, 5.8S rRNA, LSU-rRNA); endonucleolytic cleavage to generate mature 5'-end of SSU-rRNA from (SSU-rRNA, 5.8S rRNA, LSU-rRNA); endonucleolytic cleavage in ITS1 to separate SSU-rRNA from 5.8S rRNA and LSU-rRNA from tricistronic rRNA transcript (SSU-rRNA, 5.8S rRNA, LSU-rRNA)
Cellular component (GO): preribosome, small subunit precursor; 90S preribosome; nucleolus
Molecular function (GO): RNA binding
Source: RefSeq, a predicted model, not a curated record
AUGGGUAAAGCAAAAGUAAGAGGGAGAAGAGCCCAAAAAGCUGAGAAAGCUGAGAAAGUUGAGAAAGUUGAGAAAGCUGAGAAAGCUGAGAAAGCUGAGAAAACAGAGAAAACAGAGAAAACAGAGAAAACAGAGUCGACAAGCGAAUCAGAUACACUACCUAGUAAUAUUCCCAAUACGUUUUUUGGACUUGUUGACUCCAGCGAAAUUGAGUAUUUCAAACAAGCCGAGUCUAUCUUAAAUGUGAAUGUAUUUGCAAGUGAUGAAGAGAGAAAUGGGUUCAUAAGCUCUGUACUUGAAGAAGCGCAGGGAAAAGAGUUGAAGUUAGUGACUAAUCAAAUAUGCUCGAAAUUAACGGAGAGGUUGAUUUUGUUUGCCAAUAUGUCUCAAUUGAGAGCGAUAUUUGAAAGUUUUAAAAGUCACUUUGUAUCCCUUGCAUUUCACAAGUAUUCAUCACAUGUUUUAGAGACUUUGUUGGUGAGAUCAGCUGCGUUGAUCGAGAAGGAGCUUCUACAACCGGAACAAGUAGCAAAAUACGAAGAGGAAGAAGGAGUCGUAAUUGAGGACCAUCAAAAUAGCAAGACCAUUGAAGAGCUAUUUAUCAGUAUGGUUGAUGAAUUCAAGCCCUAUUUAAAAACAAUGAUUGAUCACAACUAUGCCUCACACGUAUUGCGACUUUUGCUAUUGAUUCUCGCAGGAAGAGAGCUUCCUUCAACAACCACAUCAAAUUCGACAUUAAGGUCCAAAAAAUCCAAAAUUGCCAGGAAAAUGAUUGAAAUUAAAGAUAAUGAAGAUUUCAAUAGAUCUUUUCAGACACCACCAUCAUUUAAGAAUGAAUUACGUGAUUAUAUUGAGAUUGUAAUCAAGGGUAUAAGUGCAACAAGCGCACGACAAUUAAGUAUAGGGAAAGUAUCAUCACCAGUAAUACAGCUCAUAAUUCAGGUUGAAGGGCUUGUGGAUCGUGAACGGACAAUGUGGCACCUCGUUUUUGCCAAGCAGUCCGAGGGGAAAGUAUCAGAAGAGGAGUCAUUUGUUGAAUACUUACUCUCCGACCCCGUUGGAUCUCACUUUUUAGAAACAAUAAUCAAGAACGAUGGUGCGAGACCACAAUACAUAGAAAGAUUAUACAAAUUAUACAUGAAGGAUAGAGUGUUGAAAUUAGCCAAAAGAGCCACUACAGGAGUAUACAUAAUACAAGCAUUACUAUUCAAAUUGAAACCAGUUGAAGUUGAAUUUAUUUUGGAUAUUAUUAUUCCAGAGCUAGCAAAUUUGAUAUCUAUUGCUGAUGACAAUAACCAAAAUUUGGGACUAGCACAGAGAGUAAUUGACGCAUCAAUACUACGAGGCAAUUACAAACGUGACGAGAUUAUUGAACAGUUAUUUCUAAAGUUUGCGCCAAAUUAUGAUUGGUCAAACUCUGAAUCAACAAGCACAUCUACUACUGAGUUUAUUGAAAACGUAUUGCGAUUGACUGGAUCAACUUUGGGCAAUACAAGAGAUGAUUGGCCAACGGCGGAAGAGAGGAGACGUGCAUUGUUUUUAGAAAAAUUAAUGGAGUUGGAUUAUAGAUUUGUCAUUUGUACAUGGUUGAAUCUUAUUGCUUUGCCAGUUGAAAGAUUUGCUCAAAUGUGUUUCCAUGGUGUCUUUUCACACGUAGUAGAAAGCUCUUUGGUGGUGAUGGAAAAGGAUGAGCCGAAACACAUACAAGUACUCCGCAAAAGAUUGUUAAACAUUUUCCAAGGACAAAUCGUUGCAUUAGCUUGUAAUUCUUACGGGUCACAUAUAGUUGAUAAAUUAUGGGAUUUUACAGUAUUAUUGCCCAUGUACAAGGACAGGAUUGCCGUGGAGUUAAUGAGUGAUUCAUCGAAAGUCAAAGAUAGUAAAUACGGUAAGCUAGUUUGGAAAAACUGGGGGAUGGAGCUAUUUGCAAGGAAGAAAUUUGAUUGGAAACAGUUAAUUAAAGAGCAAGAGGAGACGUUUUUGGGGACCGAUGAAAAUAAUGAAAGAGUUAAAAAGCCAAUUGAGUUGAAAAUGGAACAAUUAGCUCAAGAGAAAAGGAAACAAUUGGAAAGAGCUGAACAAGCACAAAAUGGGUAUACUAAGCGUAAGCUUGAGGAAUUGACCAGUAAAGAUGAAAAGAAACAGAAAUUGAGAGGCCGUAGACGUCAAUAA